UUCAUCCCCGAGGAAGACAGUCGCCAAAUUCACCGAAGGUUGUUUACUGGUUAUAUUGUGGUGGAUAUGUUUUUCAAACUGAGUGCAACAGAUGGUGCAACAUUUUAUUUAAAUGACUUAAAACAAAAAUGGUUAAAAUUACACAUUACGCCUGAUGUUUUCGCAUAUAAUUUAAAUGUAACAAAAUCCAAGUUCUUACGAGUAAAUAAUGGUAUUUAUGUAGAAUAUAAUCCAGAACGUACACGGCUGCGGCGCAUACCUCAAACCAUUGAAAAACUGAGACCUGUAUUUGAUGAAGAGCAAUUUAAUUUCAAAAAGAUUAAUUCGCUUGAGCUACUGAUCAGCAUACCAUAUGAAGGCUCUAAAAUUUCGUUGAUAAUCAACAAAAGUCCACUAACGGUGUUCCACACGCUAAUCUGCCCAGAUGUAGCAGCAGGACUACCUCAAUGCUUGACGCCAUUGGCAUUGAAAUUUUGUAUUACAUUCUUACUUAGCUUGAGAGAUGAGGAAAAGUCAUUCCGUAUUGGAUACAACAGUCCCGGAGCACUGGCAUCUGUCAACCAUCUGCAUUUACAUCUAUUGUACAUUACUACUGAUCUAUACAUAGACAAAGCUGAAAUGAAAAUCUUGAAAGGUGGAAACAUUUUCCGCUUAAGCGAAAAUAUGCCGACGGAGGCGAUUUGCUUCCUUUUCAAAAAAUGGAAUGGCAGUGAACUAACCAUGCAAUUGCAGGAGCUUUAUAAUUUCAUUAUAUGGCUUUGUGAUCACAAUAUUCCGCAUAAUCUAUUUAUGACCCGUCAUCGCAGUCCACUGAAAGAUGAAACUCUAAAAGUGUUUGUGUUUACACGGAAAUAUUUUUGCUAUAUUAAGGAAUUAAAUACUUAUAAUAUUGGGUUUUGCGAAAUGGCUGGCUACGUAACUGUUGGAGAUUUACACUUAUAUGAAAAUCUUACGGAGCGACAGGUGAUUUCCAAAAUUCAAGAUGUAACUGGAAAUGUCUACAAACCAAUUUACGAGUAUUUCGAAAAUUAAAUGAAAUUGAGGUAGGUUCUGCAAUUCACUUCCAAGCGAAUUUCAGCAACAUUUAAUUUUAAUUCAAAGCGACUAGUUAAAAUACACUCGGAAGUGAGUUACAGAACCUGCCCAAAUCUGGCAACCACAACAAUAUUAGAUAAGUAGAAUUUAUCAGGAUAUCCUAAUGGUCUGAUUAUGCACACUUCGCACAAACUUCAAACUGUAAUUUCUUAUGUACUUUGCACGUAUUUUGUUUGUAUUCCAUCACCCAAAAAUUAGCAGAACAUUCAAAAACUUAGCAAUCUGUUGAGUUUAGAUUUUGCUUCACAUUUUCUUAAGUUGCAUUUUUUGCCCUGGUGUUGUUGUUUUGGACCUAUAAACCAUGGAUAACUAGAGCUCUGAGAGCGCGCCCAGGAACUCGUUUUCGUACUUGGCGGCACUGCCAAUCCCUGGGCAGAUAAACACCUGACACGCGAAGUGGCGAGCUACCACUAAAUGUGUGGAAAAUGCAUCACAUCGAAUUCAGGCGAUUUCUUCUUCCCGCAUUCUUUAAUAUUACUAAAAAGCAGUAUUUGUAACUAAACGCAAUUUUCCUGGCAACAUAAACAGUGAAAUAUAAAAUAGAUAUGAAGAAUAUUGCAACCUUUGUUCGUUGUGUUUA
Rhagoletis zephyria (snowberry fruit fly) is the source of this 1675-nucleotide messenger RNA. Its product is annotated as GDP-D-glucose phosphorylase 1. Gene Ontology annotation, cellular component: cytoplasm. Gene Ontology annotation, molecular function: GDP-D-glucose phosphorylase activity. The record is from RefSeq and is a predicted model, not a curated record. NCBI's taxonomy places the organism in Eukaryota, Metazoa, Arthropoda, Insecta, Diptera, Tephritidae. Gene Ontology annotation, biological process: glucose metabolic process.